AAUGCCCAGUUACAUUAAUCUCCAAAUCUUCCAAGUCUGUGACCAAAUUCUAAAAUUCUUGCACUACCCAUCUGGAAAAUGGCCACCAUUACAACCACCAAGUUGCCAACAUUCUUGGCCCCUGCAAGCUUCAAGAAAACAACCAGGAUUCACUCCACUCCUAUUCUUGGGUUGCCGGUAAUGGCAAGGACAGGGUGCAAGGUCAAGUGCAGCCUAGAGGAGAAGAAAGAGGCAAGAUCCAAGGGCAUAAGCACAAGCAUGGUUUUAUCGAUGAUGGCAGCAGCAUCAGCAAUGGCAACAAGCACAGCAGGGCCAGCAACGGCAUUGGUGGAUGAGAGAAUGAGCACAGAAGGGACUGGACUUCCCUUUGGUUUAAGCAACAACCUUCUAGUGUGGAUACUUCUUGGUGUGUUUGGUUUGAUUUGGGCUUUCUACAGUGUCUACACUUCAACUCUUGAAGAAGAUGAUGAUUCUGCUUUGUCCCUCUAAGAAAGCAAGGGCUUCUCUUCCACUGUAACAAAUGUAUAAAAUGGCUUGGAAAUUGAAGGGGGGAACAUGGGUGUCUCUCUGUAUCAAUGCUUUAACGUUUUCCUUAAUAGCACAAUAAUAAUUAUUGUUAUUAUUA
This is a messenger RNA of Hevea brasiliensis (rubber tree), 625 nucleotides long. Its product is annotated as photosystem II reaction center W protein, chloroplastic. The record is from RefSeq and is a predicted model, not a curated record. Bases 79 to 489 code for a protein of 136 amino acids. Gene Ontology annotation, biological process: photosynthesis. NCBI's taxonomy places the organism in Eukaryota, Viridiplantae, Streptophyta, Magnoliopsida, Malpighiales, Euphorbiaceae. Gene Ontology annotation, cellular component: photosystem II; chloroplast. The transcript has 2 exons.